Molecule: messenger RNA, 384 nt
Organism: Camellia sinensis
Lineage: Eukaryota; Viridiplantae; Streptophyta; Magnoliopsida; Ericales; Theaceae
Source: RefSeq, a predicted model, not a curated record
AUGACAGAAUCAGCUCUUGUUGUCCUUGUAGAUGUUAAUUUUGAAGAGAGUGCAAAUGAGGACCAUGAUGAAGAUAUGGUUAUUGAUGCUGCUAAACAGGGUGAUGAAGUUGCCCGUGCAUUAGUUGCUGCAGAUGCACUUGGCAAAGCCUCCUUGAGCACCACUUCAGUUCCUUUUCAGGACAUAGCAGAUUCUUUGCAGGAACUAGACAUGGAACACUAUGAUGAAGAGGAUGAUGGUGUUGAGCUGAUUGGCACGGGAAUUGGGGAUGCUUAUUAUCCAAGUAAUGACAUGGACCCGUAUUUGAAGGAUCAGAAUGAUGAUGACUCUGAAGAGGUUGAGGACAUGACCAUAACAGUUGUGAUUGCUGACAUGCCACAUUGA